This is a messenger RNA of Lotus japonicus, 683 nucleotides long. RefSeq lists its product as uncharacterized. The coding region runs from base 67 to 534 and encodes 155 amino acids. The transcript has a single exon. Lineage: Eukaryota; Viridiplantae; Streptophyta; Magnoliopsida; Fabales; Fabaceae. The record is from RefSeq and is a predicted model, not a curated record.
UUUGAUGACGUGGAACAGGGAAAGACUCCAGCUGUGAAUUUCUUUGUGAAUGGUCGUCCCUAUAAUAUGGCAUACUAUCUAGCCGAUGGUAUCUAUCCUUCUUAUCCAACUUUCGUCAAAACGAUUAGACUUCCUCAAAGUGAACCCGAUAAGUUAUUUGCAAAAGUUCAGGAGGGAUGUCGGAAGGACAUCGAACGUGCAUUUGGAGUUCUUCAAGCUCGUUUUAAAAUCAUCCGUGAACCAGCUCGCUUGUGGGACAUAGAUGACUUGAGUAUCAUUAUGAGGUCAUGCAUCAUAUUACAUAAUAUGAUUGUUGAGGAUGAACGAGAUUCAUAUGCUCAACGUUGGACCGAUUUUGAGCAAUCUGGGGAAGGUGGAUCUAGUACACAGCAACCAUACUCGACCGAGGUUUUACCCGCUUUUGCAAAUCAUGUGCGUGCUAGAUCCGAGUUGCGUGAUUCAAAUGUUCAUCAUGAACUGCAAGCAGAUCUAGUGAAGCACAUCUGGGCAAAGUUUGGAAUGUCUCAGGAUUGAAGAUGAUUUGUAUCGUACUAUUUACGUUAUUUGUGUGUUGUGUGCUUAGUUUUCCCUUGUCUUGCAUUUUAAGAUAUUGUGUGCUUAGUUUGUUAUCUUGCAUUUUAUUUUAAGAAAAUAAAAUAAAUUCUUGUAUGCUUAGUUUGUUG